Messenger RNA from Varanus komodoensis (Komodo dragon), 4602 nucleotides. RefSeq names its product TNF alpha induced protein 3 (gene TNFAIP3). The transcript is spliced from 9 exons. Gene Ontology annotation, molecular function: DNA binding; cysteine-type deubiquitinase activity; K63-linked polyubiquitin modification-dependent protein binding. Gene Ontology annotation, biological process: protein K29-linked deubiquitination; positive regulation of Wnt signaling pathway; cell migration. Bases 420 to 2795 code for a protein of 791 amino acids. Gene Ontology annotation, cellular component: nucleus; cytoplasm. NCBI's taxonomy places the organism in Eukaryota, Metazoa, Chordata, Lepidosauria, Squamata, Varanidae. The record is from RefSeq and is a predicted model, not a curated record.
UUUUUUUUUUUAAUGUUCCACGUACAAGUAGCAAAACAAGGGAGGGGGGAAGUACAUCCACACACAUACCCUGGCAGUGUUUCAUUCCCGCUCUCCUAACAAGCACCAGCAGGAAGGAGGAAGGAAGCACAGCAGGGACGGACCGUGUUGUGGGGGGGCAGCAGCGGCGGCAGCAGCAGAAGCAAAGAAAGGAAAGCUCAGCCAAAAGCGUCGAGAAGCCACACACGCAGCUCUCCACCUCUUCUGUGCGCGGAUUGCAGCCCCACUCGGCUUUUGUCUGGAAAAGGGGGUGGAAUUCAUGGGUCCCCCAAGUUGCAUCGUGGUCCGAAGCCUGCUUCGUUUGGCCUGAGAAAGGAUUAUUAACCGUUGAUUCCAGGGCCUCUCCUCCCAGCGACGGACAACAAGUUCCUUCUAGAAUAAUGGCUGGCUCACAAAUCAUUCCUCAAGCUUUAUACUUGAGCAAUAUGCUGAAAGCUGUGAAGAUCAGAGAGAGAAUGCCUGAAGACCUUGUCAAGUGCACCAAUGGGAUGAUCCAUCAUUUUAAAACUAUGCAUAGGUACACCAUAGAGAUGUUCAGGAUGUGUCAGUUUUGCCCUCAGUUUCAGGAGAUUCUUCAAAAAGCUCUUUUUGACCAGGCAACCCAAACUUCACUAGAACGUCAACGGAAGCUGAACUGGUGUCGAGAAGUUAAAAAACUUAUGCCACUGAAGACUAAUGGAGAUGGAAAUUGCCUCAUGCAUGCCACAUCCCAGUACAUGUGGGGUGUCCAAGAUGUUGACCUUGUCCUGCGAAAAACGCUAUUUAGUGCACUCAGGGAAGUUGACACACGCAACUUUAAAUUGCGUUGGCAACGGGAAACACUUAAAUCUCAAGAAUUUGUGGAGACAGGACUCUGCUAUGACACCAGGAACUGGGAGGAAGAAUGGGAGAACCUCAUUAAAAUGGCAUCGGCAGAAAUGUCAGUCGCCCAACAGGGCCUUCAGUAUAACUCACUGGAAGAAAUUCACGUCUUUGUUCUCGUUAACAUCCUGAGGCGACCAAUCAUCGUUGUUGCAGACAAAGUACUGAGAAGCCUGCAGUCAGGUUCAAGCUUUUCCCCUGUGAACGUUGGUGGAAUUUACCUACCUCUCCACUGGCCUGCAGAAGAGUGUUAUCGAUACCCCAUUGUCCUCGCCUAUGACAGUAUGCAUUUCACACCACUGGUUGUGCUGCAAGACAGUGGCCCAAAGAUCCGGGCCAUUCCACUAGUCACCUGUGAAAGAGGCAGGUUUGAAGACUUGAAGGUGCACUUUCUUACAGACACUGAAGAAAGGGAGAAAGAAAAACUGCUAAGGGACUAUCUGAUGGUGAUAGAAAUUCCUGUGCAAGGCUGGGAUCCUGGUACAACCCAUUUCAUUAAUGCUGCCAAGUUGGAUGAAGGCAACUUGCCCAAAGAGAUCAACCUAGUGGAGGACUACUUUCAGCUGGUGCAGCACGAGUACAAAAAGUGGCAAGAAAGCACUGAACCUGCCAGGAGAGAAUGGGGUGCAAGGGAUCGGCUGGAGCUGCACCUGUCGCAGCUGUCACUUGUGGAGGCCAAGUGUGAGACGCCCAACUGCCCUUUCUACAUGUCUGUGAGCACCAAGCCUUACUGCCAUGAGUGCUUUGAAGAGAGGCAACGGGGCACUAAGCCCAGGAGGAAGACUUUCCAGGCAGGGUGUGAGAAACCCCAAGCAAAAAGCUCUGGUUCACCAAAGGAGGAGCGAAGCAAGCCUGGUGCACGGACUACUGAAGAGACAGUGACAGGGCCUCGCUCUGCGCCCCCUACAGCCCCAAGCCUCUUUCUGUAUAGUGAAACCACUGCCAUGAAGUGCAGGACUCCUGGCUGCCCUUUCACCCUAAACAUGCAAUAUAAUGGGCUCUGUGAACGCUGCUACAACUCCCCAGAGCUGAAUCCCUGCCAUCAGCCAAAGGAUUUGGACGGUGUGACCUGCACAUUCUGCUUUCAGAACACCAAUAGGACCUUCAAUGGGAUGUGCAGUGCUUGCUUUAAAAGGACUAGAGACUGCUUAGCAAGCACUGGCUCAGCCACCGCACCUUCAGGCCAUCAGAGAUCCACGUCUGACCCAACCCAUCUUUCACAGAGCUUCCUGCAGCAUUCCUGCCAUGCACCAACUGGCAUUGAUACGAAGGAGCAGGAGGAGCGGAAGGGAAACAGUAAAUGCAGGAAGCCUGGCUGCAACUUUUUUGGGACUUUUCGAAAUGAAGGCUUUUGCACGCUGUGUUAUUUUGAGUACCAGGAAAACAAAGAUACAUCACUGGUUCAUCAGAGAAGGUCUCAGCGGAGUGUGGAGCAUUCCGGAACCUCUGCUGCCAUGUACCAGAACACGGUGUCCUGCCUUGGUCAAGAGUGUGGCACAAUAGGAAACACAAUGCUUGAAGGAUACUGCCAGAAAUGUUUCAUUGAAGCACAGAGCAGGAGGCUCCGUGAAGCCAGAAGAACUGAUGAUCAACUAGUGCGUCAGUCAGAAAGAACGGGACCGCACAGAGAGUUACACCAGACAACCGCAAGCUCUCCGAAACGGACGUGUGCCACGGCCUCUUGUAGGAACAACUUAGCGUCCAGGAGCAGUGACCUUUGUCAGGAGUGCGUGCGUGUCAGCCAGCGGGGACAGUCUGGGGGAUCUCGGAGGGAUGCUGCAAUGGACGAGCUCCCCAAGCAGCUCUGCCGAGCCCCUGCCUGCGACCACUAUGGCAAUAACAAGUGCAAUGGCUACUGCAAUGAGUGCUACCAGUUCAAACAGAUCUAUGGGUAGCGAGAAAGAAUGGACAGCUGUUUUUGCCAAAGAGAAAAUGGUGCUUCAUUCACAACACUCAAUUGUCCUGCCAUGAGCCAGUCUUAUUCAAUGUCACUGAAAAAGACAUGUGACUUUGCAGGGAAAAUGAUAAGCUGAAUCUUUGUAUAUAUGUAAACACAUGAGUGUGUGUGUGUGUGCGUGCACGUGUGCAGUGUGCUUUCAGGACAGGUUGCCUUUGUGAGAAGUUUCUGUGGAAUCCUUGACUACAUGCUCUUCUCCAGAACUUGGUGGACUUUGUUCUGUGCCAUAGGCAAACAAGAUGAACAUAGACCUGGCUUCUUGCAUGUCCAGUUUGCUGGUGCCUCUCUUGCAAAUCUUCUGAAUAUCUAGUGUGCUGUGUGCAGGGAAACAUGAAAGGUUUGAGAUGAAGAGCUUGUGCAUGAUAUCCAUCACAUGACCUGGGACUAGUUACCCCUGAAAAUGCUGAUCUCUGGGGAAAACCACGAAUGAAACAAGUUUAUUGGCAAGUUGUGGGAGGCAUCUUUUAAACUUUUGCUGGCUUAACAGUGUUUUUAAAUAGCUGGUCUAAUUUUGUUUUUCCUUAUUUCAGAGCUUCAGCACACACAGAACAGCUAUAACCUGUUCUGUAUACUACCUGGCCACCUAAGGUUGAUCAGUAGUGUUCUCCCAUUUAACAUUCAGUAUGCAUUUGAAUGAGGGAAUAGCUGUUAACCCAUCAUAGUUUAGAAAUAUGAAAGGAACUUGGGUAUGUUUCUUCCAAGUAGCUAAAAUGGGAAAGUUUUCUCAGACUGAGAGAAUUUUCUUUAGAUGUAGAAGUUAAUACAUAAUUGUUGGCACAUAAUGGGGUAAAAAAGUGACUAAAAAUGGUUUGUGGUUGUCUCAUUCAUUUCAGUGGCUCUACUACAUAGGGCCAAUAUCCUGUAAAUCUGUUUGCAGGGAUGGUAAAUCAGCACACGUCCUGUGGUCAGUCAGUCAAUCUGUCUGAAACACUGGGGGUUUUCCGAGCUGCUUAUUCAUCUUGUCUGCUUUUGCAAGCUGGACGCAGAAGGAAGCUGAAAUGUCCCAGUCUAGAUGUCAGUGGGAAAUAAAGCCACACCUGCUGUUCAUACUGCAUUCUCAGACCUAAAGCGUCUAAAGUAGGGCCAAGAGCAUGGAGUGAAGAGCAAAAUGGAGUAACAGGGUUCAGCCUUGUCUCUUUUUCCUUUCACGCCCUCCCCUGUAUUGUGACUACUGUUGUGAAUGUCAUGUGGUUGAAUCAUAUCAGAUAUUGAAAGGAAUGCCUACUCAGUGCAGCUCCUCCACAAGCCUCAGCUACUUCCAUAGGGCCAAGUAUGAGUUUUCAGUCAAGGUUAUCCUCACCGCAGUUAUCUGCCCCAUCCCUGCUUGUGCUGCAUUACAUGUCAAGGAAAUGGUAUCAAGAACUCUGCAGUCUAGAUCUUCAUUUCUUUCCCUGCCCACUCAUGAGUUUCUUCCUUCUGCUUUAUGUAUGACUUGUGGAAAAGAACAUGCACACAAAUCGAUGCUUGUUCCGCUUUGCAUGUGUGUAUAACUGUUCAUUAGCUUUCUCUCUUCUUCUUAACCAGAAACCAUGUUUAACCUUCAGUCUCUGUGUUGUUGAACUUUCUUUAUAUAAUUUUGUGAAGUUGCUCAAAUGUGAAAUGUUAAAAUAUUUAUGUUAUUUCAAAAAUAUAAUUUUAAAUUUGCACAUUUUGGUAUAAUUUACUGUUUAUUACAUUUCCCCCAAACCCUCUGUGUAAGUAUAUAAUGAGCAAAUUCAAGAGCAAAAAUAAAUUAUUUAAGAAUU